AUGGAAGAUUUGAGGUUGUUCUUGCUGCUUAAACAACUAGUGGAGCUGGAUUUAUUCUUGCACUUUUUCGCUAUUAUUGGCUUUACAGGAACGCAAAAGCUGGUACCAUGUCAUAGUACACUGUAUGCUGAGUCAAGGGUCGUUUCCUUCCACAGUUGCAAUUAUCUCCUAGUAGAGGGGAAAAUUACGCGCUGCACUGCCCCCGCGGCUUGUGGCUGUGCCACCUUUCUUUUGCAGCGAGUCAGCCUUGAGGAAGUCCUGCAUGAGCUAGUGCGAGAGGCGACUGACGACGCCGCGGAUAGUAUUCUUUUCCCAUUGCCUUGCCAGGAUUUUUGUUAUUAUUACUUUAUUUCAGAACUUACUGUGCAAGUAAGAGGCUCUAAAUCUCGGCAUGCGCUUGGCAAAGGGACGAGGCAGGGCGGGAAGCUCUCACCCUCGCCUUGCAGAGGUCCUUCGCAAACCUGCCUUAAUUACGUGGCUGCGGAAUACAUACAAACCAAGAGAGUAACUCAAUUGACGAUAAUGAGCGAUCAUCAGCCUCCUUGGCGCGAUCCUGCUGCUCCAAUUACGUCGCCGGCGGCACCAAUCCUUAACAAUCAUUUAGUGCCUCAAGGAUUCAACAACUUCUCUAGCACAUUCUCGGACCUAUCUGAUGCUUCGAACUCGUCCAGCUAUCCUUCUAACCCGGUUGACGUGGACUCCGGAUACUACGACUCAGGGAUUGAUGCAAAAUGGGAUAAAUGGUUGUAUGAAUGGUAUGUCAACUGUAAUCGCAGACAGCCCUCCAAGAACGAGCUCCUCUUCUUCCGCGGAUUGAUCGAGGCCCCCGAGGAUGCUAUCCAGGCCCGUUUUAUGCAGUUCGAUUUAAACGACAACUAUAGUCAAAUCUCAAGCCUCUCUGGGAAAAUCCAACAGGACAAACCAACCCACGUACUUUUAAAUAACAACAACAUCGUCCCUGAUCUCGGUGAUUUUCCGACAUUUGAUCCUCUCCAUGCUCCCACUGCACUCCCACUCGCUACAACCCACCAACUUGCCUUGGCGCCUUCCUCCGUUGCGCCGCAGUAUUCCUCCAUUGAUCUUCAUGAACCAGUUUCUUGGGCCACUGCCAUAGACCUCGAUACUGAACCUAAUACCUCUUCAAGCAACUAUUCCUCGAGGGUGGUCAACUCGAUUCCCGGCAACUCUACGGAACCGCACGUGGACAUUACGGAAAGUCUUCGCUCUCUUAUCCAACGCACAAUUGAUAACGCCAAGGAACAUGGAUGUAAGAGAAUCCGUACUCACGAGACGCAAUCCGGACUGUAUCAUUGCAUUGUCGGAUGCGGCCGAAGUUUCAAGAAUCCCUGCGAAUGGCGACGACAUUUGGAAUUGAUCUAUCCGCAAUCUUUCUGGUUUUGUACUAGAGACGGGUGCGGGAACCUUGACGAUGCGUCCAAGCGGUACCUGUUUACAAGGAAGGACAAAUUCCAGGAGCAUAUGCGCAAACAACAUACUGAUUCGCCCGCACGCUUGGCAAUUUUUAGCUCAAUGGUGCCUUACCCAGCCCCUUUCCCUGGGGACUGUGGCUUCUGCGAUCGAAAUAGGUUCCAUGCUCGAAACUGGGCCCACCGGUGUGCCCAUAUUGAGAAGGUCCAUUUCAAAAAAGGGGUUACGAUGAGUUCGUGGCGUGACUGGCCCGAGGAUGAUGUUGAAGAUGACGACCCUGAAGAUGAAGAGCUUAGCGAUACAAAUUCGGACGAUGGUGAUGAUGACGACAACGACAGCGAUAGCCGCACUGAUGGGGGGUCGGACACAGACUUAGCUGCUAAACCUGAUACUCAAAGGGAUCCUCCUUCGUUCCAGCCUCCCACUGAGGGAGAUGAUUUGUUUAACGACUUCCAUAGCGGUCUGGGCGACUUUUUCGGGGCGGGGAUCUCGAAUAUGAAGAAGGCCGCUAUACGGAAUACUAUACGGGAUAAUAUUGUGACCUGUCCUGAAAUACCAGAAGAAAGAGAGCGCGACUGCUCGUCAGAUAAACGUGGAUCUGGAGACGAAACUCUAACGCAGUUCUUAUUCCCCGAAGAAACCGUGUUGCAAUAUCCCGAGUGCCAACAUCUCAAGAGCCAAUAUCCUAAGGAUCACAUCUCAAAUAGAUCCACCUAUGCGCCGCAAGGUUGGCCUCCGUCCCUGUUCCAAGCUAUCCAUCCACAACCACUUCCUCUUCAAUGUCCAUUUCCUAAGUGCGGAACGAUCUUCUUGCGCUCAGCCGACCUACGAAGACAUUACCAGAAGCAUGUAAAGCAAACCACAAACACCCCUUGCAAGUACUGCUGCAGAAUUUGUGGGAUUAAAAUCCUACAGAAUAUAUAUCAUCCAGGGGAGGAUCAGUCGAGCGGAGGAUUAAUAUUCACAGAGCCGUGCCCCUUUGGAACAUGCCCGGAACACCGCCACGCUGGAACUCUUCGGAAGGAUCAAGCAUUUUCGAAGAUCUCUCGAGUACAUCUACAGAAUGCGCGGAAAGAGAGAAUAAACACAAAAGGUGGCACAGCAUCCGUUUUCAAACUUGUCCCAUUCCCAUCGUCAAAAUCGCAGCCUGAGAUCUUUGUGCUUAAGACAUAUCAUGACCGGCACCGAGCUAUGUAUGAGCAGGAAUGCGAGGCCUUUUCCAGAUUAAGAGGGCAAGAUGGCAUUAUUAAGUGCUUUGGUUCGUUCACGCAAGCAGAUCCCACGGGAGUCUUGUCCCACAAUCUCAUCCUGGAGCACGCAGAAUGCGAUCUCGCGGAGUAUUUCAGGCUCAAAUCCCCUCCAGUUAAAACAGAAGACAUUGCAAUUCUUUGGGACAACCUGUUCGCGAUUGCAGAUGCCCUAAAUAGGAUCCACAAUCUCACGGCCAACAAUUGCACUGGAUCAUCAUUGAACGGGUGGCACGCAGACAUCAAGCCAGACAACAUCCUCCGUGUCCGUGGACGAUUUAAACUUGCCGAUUUUGGUUUCUCCAUGUUCACUAGAACAUCUACAACUAUUGACGGAGUCGCUAAACAGAUUAUGAAAGGGGGUACUCCUACCUACGGUGCUCCAGAACUCAUAAGUGUCGACGGCAAAGGCAAACGAACUCCCGUUUCUCAAGCCAUCGACAUAUGGUCACUGGGCUGCGUCUUCUCCGAAGCAGCAGUGUGGACAGUGCUCGGUCCUAAAGGUCUGGUGGAGUAUGAGAAGCUGCGUCUUCGCGACCUGCCAAAAAGAGAGCGACCAUUUCCUCUCUUCCACAAUGGUUCCGAUAUUCUACCUGCAGUGCGAAAAAUGCAUGCAAACCUGAGGCACCACGUUCGGUUCUCGCACUUGGGGAACUCUGUUCUGGAUCUGAUUGACGAUAUGUUACAAGGCAAAGCUGGUUUGCGGCCAACAGCAAGUAAAGUCUACGAACGAACCCAGCGAACUUUUCGUGGAUCAGACCUAAAUAUGAGGGCAUUGUGCUCACUCGGCAAAUUUCGGCCUCCUGGAAGUCUUCUGACAGAGACUGAGAACUGGAAGCAGGAGGACUCUCAACUCGGCACCCGGCCUGGUGUUCCCGUAGACUUUGGAACUACUUCUCUAGUCACAAAUGUGGCGUACACUAUUCCCACCUCCGCCAUUACCAUGCUCACUUCCGCUUGUUCGUCCUUUCCUAGCCAGAGUAGGCCGUCACAGUUGGAUAUUCCCCUAGAUGCAAUCGCCUUUGAUAGAGGUACAGCUCAAGAGCCGACAGGAUGCCUAGGGAUUGGAUGUUUUCGGGAGGAUUAUUUUCCCGCAUGGACUCCGUAUCCCUCGAUUGGGUGGACCAGCGAGGGAGAUGAUUCGUCGAAAGACGUUGCUCUUAUCGCUAAAGCUCCCUACUCUCGACCCAAGUACGAAGGGGUCAAAUGCCCGCACUGCGACGAGAAGGGCUUCCGUGGCACCCACGAGCUCGACAGACACAUGGAACGAGUGCAUGCUCCUAGACGUGAUAGCAAGAUCUUCGCUUCUCUCCUUCAAUCUGCCAGAGGGAUUUCCAAAGCCGAGCAAGAGGGGCUCGUUCUGUCUUGUCAAUAUCGGCCUUUGUUUGCUACCCUAAUAUAUGAGAGAGCCUACAGGACAAAGCCUCACUUUUGGGCCUGUAUCAGGAUAUCCGACCGUGAAGAUUCUGCUUUCCAGGCUUUCGCUCGACUUUCCCUGGCCAAUGGUAGUGAUCGACUCCUCGAGCGUCUCAUCUGCAUGAUGCCCAAGUCUCCAAGCCAACCUUGGCAUUCCAUAGACGAUGCUUACUCCGCUAAGCUCUGGUCUCUCUUAGCCGUUUUUCUCUGGUUAUGGAUGCUGCUCUCGUUCCGGUGGACACCCCUUCGGUUCCUUUUCCAACAUGAACUUCCUUUAGGCAUUUUAAGGGAACCUUCCGGCUUGACAGGAAUAGGGACGCGUUCAGCAUACUACCUAGGUUUCGAAGAGUCUCUACUCUUUGCCUCUACUGGAUUCCUCGUUCCCUUAAUUUGCUCGAUAUCAACAUUCUUAGCGUUCUCCAUACUGAUUCUCUUGUUUCUACGAUUCUCAAUGCCCCGGUUUCUAGGCAUCGUUGAACAUAUAGUCGCCCAGUUUAAGGUCACGGUCUUUAUCAUAGGACUAGGAUGUGUCUCUCUAUGUACAGAACCGUCCGUUUCUUUCGACGGAAUGUUCUCUUCCACCUCAUACGUGGACUCGGCGGAGAAGAAGUCUGACAAGUAUAUUACUGAGCCGGCGAGGACGAAGGGCGCUCAUAUCAGCUGUAAUUGUCACGCUUGUGCGGCAUUUAUCACGAUCCACUCCUUUCUUCUUUGGCGAAUCAACUAUUAUUUCAAGUUGGCGGAGUCUUUCAAUAGACAUCCUGCAUCCCGGAUCCUAAUGCACAUUUUAUUCAUCUCUUUCUUCGUGUCUUGGUCUACGAGUUUUCAAUGGGGCGAUUGGAGACUACUCAACUCUUUUAUGGUAACGAGCUUCGCGGCCACGUGUUUCCAAGUUGCUGGUCUUUUCUCUUUGCUUUUACUUUCGGCCUGCUUUUUUUCACUUGCCACCCAACGGCAUAUGAUUUGCGAUCAGUCAUGUGAUGGAAAUUUCGUAGAAAUGACAAUUCCUUUGCAAGUUCAAUUGUUCCCGGAUGCCGUCCUUGCGUCUGCCCCUGUAAUCCAGUAUCCGAUAGAAAAUAUCAAGUGA
Messenger RNA from Lindgomyces ingoldianus, 5178 nucleotides. RefSeq lists its product as uncharacterized. NCBI's taxonomy places the organism in Eukaryota, Fungi, Ascomycota, Dothideomycetes, Pleosporales, Lindgomycetaceae. The coding region runs from base 1 to 5178 and encodes 1725 amino acids. Gene Ontology annotation, biological process: peptidyl-threonine phosphorylation; peptidyl-serine phosphorylation. Gene Ontology annotation, molecular function: ATP binding; protein serine/threonine kinase activity. The record is from RefSeq and is a predicted model, not a curated record. The transcript has 15 exons.